Elgaria multicarinata webbii is the source of this 5655-nucleotide messenger RNA. Its product is annotated as band 4.1-like protein 5. NCBI's taxonomy places the organism in Eukaryota, Metazoa, Chordata, Lepidosauria, Squamata, Anguidae. The transcript is spliced from 11 exons. The record is from RefSeq and is a predicted model, not a curated record. Bases 1049 to 2014 code for a protein of 321 amino acids.
AUCACAAUUCCCAGUGCAUUUCUUCUCCAAAUCAGGACUACAUGUGGAUCUCAAUAGCUGCAUUUUCCUGAAACGUGUUGGAGUUUAAACUCAAAGUGAGGGUGGAGCUAGAUGUUACAAGUUCCCAUCUCCAUGUUUCUCUUGUAAUUCUAAUGUAUUUAGAAAAGGGGGCAUUUGUUCAUGAGAAUUUGGGUGAAGAAAGUGAGGUGAAUAAACCCCUGCCCCUUUGGGCUCUUCUUUAAGAACAUAAAGAGCUGCGCUGGAUCAAACCAAAGGCCCAUUUAGUCCACCAUUCCAUUCUCACAGUUGCCAGUCCAAUGCCUAUGAGAAACCCACAAGGAAGGCAUGGGUUCAAAUAGCACCCUCCUACUCAUGUUCUCCAGAAACUGGCACUCCCAUUAUCCUGGCAAAGAUGGGAUUGGGAUCAUAUCUUUGCUGAGAUAUCCCAUUCUACCUAGAGUUGAAUGAAUGAAUCUUUUACAGACAUGCACAUCUGUAUGUAAGGGAGAUCUUAGUGGGGUGCCAAAGUUGCUCCCUUUUUGCUGAGUUGUGGUAAGUUGUGUAAUUGGCCCCAUAGGCCUGUGUAUAAAACUUAAACUGUAUUACAGGUUUUCAGAAGAAACAUAUUAUUAAAUUUUUAAGCACUGUUGUGGAAAAGUGGCUGAGAACUCUGUGAAAGGUUAGUUCAGGCAGGAGAUUGGCCUGGAAUCAAACAAGCUGGAAUCAAACAACUUUAAUUUUUUGCCAUGGAUAUAAAUGUCAUUUUUGAUUGGUAUGAAGGCUCAGUACCAGUCCUUGACAUAUCCAGUUAAAUGGAUCUUGGGUAGCAGGGCUGGGAAAUAUCUCUGCCUGUACCCUUACAAGUGACUCAGAACUGAUGCCUAUUCAUAUGUUCACUUUCCUCUGUUUUAGUUCCAUUGGCUUCAGUGGAAUUACUUCAGGUUUAGAGGACUAGGACGUGUUAACCAGGGUUGUGUAUGUUUUAUGCCAGCAAAUCCAAAUUCUCCCCUGAAGAAACCAAUUUGUGAGGUCUCAGCAGGCAAAUGAUAUGCCUCUGAAUGUUGACUUACUGGAGAACAACGAAUUAUUGGAAGCUUGUAUUGACAAUACUGCUGGGUUUCCUCCUGCUGGGGGGGCAGCUGAAGUUCUGGAAGAGGCAGAGCUUUCUUUCUCUCCUCAUGGCACGAAGGAGCAGCCCUCUGAGAAGACAGAUCCUGUUGUAGUUGAGGAUGCAUCACUGAAACUGAAACAGCUGGAAGCAGAGCUCAACCCCAUGCUAGCUUCCCAGUCCAACAUAAACAUCAAUGUCAACAAACAGGAGGAGGUGGUGAAGCUGACAGAGAAGUGUCUCAACAAUGCAAUUGAGAGCCCAAUGAGCACCUCCGUGCGGCUGCCUCCGGACAUCAAAAGCAACAUUCUGAAAGCCCAAGCAGAGGCGGGACACAAGGUCACGAGGGAGGACAGCAUGUCAGGCAACAAGAACACUAACAUUCAAGAUGCUGCUGCCAGGACCAUUCUUCUGUCAGGAAAAGUUCAGAACAGCCCUCUGCGAGCCCACAGCCCAGUGUUCCAGGAGCUGAACGCAAUCCCAAUCUCAAAUGCCUUCAUUCUGAAUGAAUUAAAUGAGGAUAAUGCUGCCUCUAGCCUUGAAGAUCGUUUGAGUCCCGCUAAUCUGCCUCCUGCAGAGGCUGCUGUUUUAAAGAACACUCAAGAGGACGUGGAGAUUUUGUUAACAUCACAAGCAGAGAAUUUAAUUGACUUUACAGAAGCUAUGCCUCGGGUAUCUUCUCCAUCAACAGUUGUGCCCAGGUGGUUAGUGCCAAGUGGACUAGUUUCCAAUGGGCCUUUGGGGAAUGACGUUGGCCUAGCUCUUAAGGCAGUGAAAGGCAGUACUGAGGCACUAUCAGUCAUGGCUGGCUCCCCACCUCUCCUGUACUCACCUGAAACCAUGCCCAGUUCUGUUGCCGAAGACGCUACAACAAGGCCAAAAUGUUUACUUACCACUGAACUAUGAGCCUUGACACGUCUCAUCUUCCUAGCAUCUUCAGUGAGCUCCUGGAAAGGACUUUCCUGGAAUUAACCCCAUGUUACAGACCAUGGUUAAAAAGAAAUGCCUGGCUGUUUUAUAGUGGAUCCUUUCAACUGGAAUUAGAAUACGACUAUAGGACGAAGAGCUGCUGGGAAGCCUGAGUAUCUCUUGCAAACUACACUGAAACAAGUUCUGACAUGUAAUGAAAUCCAUGAGAUUUCCAUCCAUAGUAGUGCUUUUGUUUAUAGAAACCUUUGUAGAAAGUGGUCACUGCCAUGAGCCAGUUAACUUUAAUGGCUCUGUAUAUUUUCAUUGGGAGGAUUAGAACUUCUAAGGCCACCUGCUGGUUGUUGGUGUAAAAGAAAAAAAUUGUGUAAUAUCUUUAUAGAGCAAGCUCUUGUUCCUUUUCUAUACGACCAUCUUCUCUGAUCUUCUUUUGUACUGACAUCCGACAAAUACUUUUGGCCUUAAUCCACUUUCUAAACUCUGCACUUUUUCUUACAACGUAUGGAAGGAACUGCGGAUGCAGCACCUUGAUGGUAAUUUAUCCCACUGACAUGGGGAGAUGAAGCAGUUUUGUACCAAACACUUUAAGGCUGCCAUCGUCUGUGGGUGGAACACUUUUGCCCCAUUCUGUAUAAAGCAUCUCAGAACUUAAGAAUGAAGGGCAUGUUCCUUUGGAGUUUUCCAUCAGCUGCUGUUGGAAACAUUUGUAGACUUUCAAUGAAUGACUCUGAAACUAUAUUAAUAUUGGUUUGAGAUGUGUUCUCAACACAUCAGUGGCUGAUUUCUAUAGUACAAGUGUAUGCUAAUUAGUUUCUGUCCUUUUCCUGCGUGUUCCAUUUUAAACCUUUUCUUCAGGUGAGAUAAGUGAGAUUGCAAUUGGACUGGAAAAUCAAGAAGCAAAACAUGCCAACAGCCCACCUACCUUUUUUAAAAAAUAAACUCAUGACUAGGAAUUUGUGGGGAAAGGUACUCUCUCUACAUAUUGAAGACCUUAUUGUUUUGAAUCAAUGGUGGUAUUGUUUUCUACUACAAACUCAGGAAGAAUGCUGUUUGAUAGCUAAGUGAAUCCCAAGUUUACUUCAUUCUUAACAUUUUUUUUGUAAUCUGAUGUCUGCUUUGAUCAUUGACUAGGAACAGUAAAACUGGGCAUGCACAGUUAAGCAUAGUUCUAUGGUUCAAGUUCUAAAACUAACGUGAUCCUUCUGCGGAUUUUCAAAGGAGACGGGAAAGUUAUAGAAUACGUUCAUUUUGAUCAGUCCAAAAUGGCUCAGUUUUGAAGAAAGUCCUCUUGAAACAUAAUUAUUAACAUUGUCUGUUUCAAGAAACUAUUUAUACUGAUGAGAGUCCAUACGUGUUUAGAUAAGAAAGAAAUCCAGAUGGAAGAAACCUGUGUGACACAAAUUCAGAUCAACUGUGAAAGGGAAAAUGUAUGAAAUGUGUAGGAACUGCCUUUAGUGUAUGUGAGCUUUUGUGACAAAGUUAAAAAAACACCUUUCUUGUGUCACUUCCCUUGUAUGGGAUGGGGGUGGGGUGGUAGGAACCAAUCCACUGUGUGAACUGUUUGUUCACCCUUGUCUUUCCUCACUUCUUAUAUGGCCAUUGCUACUUGUGAAAGAAGAGCAACUGCUGUACUUUCAUUUGUAGCAUUGUGAGGAGUCCAUUUUCUAUAUAAAAUAGGCUCUGUUUGGGGGAAUGGGCAGGGGAGGGCUGAGUACUUCCUCUUUACCAGUACCUGAACUCUUACCUGUAAGAUUCACUAGAUUACCAGAGCUCAGUAGUAUUUUGCUCUUGAAACAGUUUGGGUAAUUUGUUUAAGACUACUGAUUUCACAAACAUUUUCCACAAUGAAUUCUUGAAAAUUACAUGAUGAAUAUUAACAUUUUCAAUAUUUUAGACCUUAUAGGCAUGGCAUUAUUUUAAGUUAUUAAGAAUUUGAAAUUUUGACAUUCAGCAUAUUGCAGGAGAUAUAGAUAUAGGAGGAAAGGACCAAUUGCUGUUUGAUUGCUAGCGAGAUUGUUAGCUUCACUCCCUGGAGCUAGCUGGAUUAUUGCAAGCCUACCCAGUUUCUAGAAAGUUGUAUGUUGACUUUUAGAGAAUAGUAACUUUUAAAAAACCAUAUGCUAUUAUUACCUUCAUUUGAAUAACUUAUGUAAGGCCAAUGCAAGCCGAAACAAAAAACAAACAAAGCGAAAGACAUAUAGGCGGGUGAUCAGCUGUAAGAAAUGUCUUUCCCAGUUCUGCUAUUUUGAAAUUCUGAAUUAUUAGGAAUUGUUCUUUGUAAUGCUGCCCAGUAUCACAAUCAAAUGUAUUUACAUAAAUAGCCAAGCUUACUGAUUUGACUGAGGGAACAACACUCUGCAAGAAACAGAUCUCAUAACCUAUAUUCAUACUGUAGAAUAUGUGACUCAUCCAAGUGUUGAAGUAGGCAGUAUCUGAGGCCAGGAAAACAGAAUGUGGAAUACAGCUUUUUCCCGUUAGUUAGUUCAUCAUGAGGUGACACCAGCAAUUCCUUGGGGAAAUUGCACAAAAAGAGAAGUAAAGUACACUUCAAGUGAUCUUGCUUAUUGUCUGAUAAGUGUUUCAUAUAACCAAACUAUUAUAUGAAAGUUGACAGAAGUCUGUCAUAAAUGCACCACCUGUCAAUGGAAGUGAAUGUUAACCUUAAUCACCUGAUCACUACCUCUAUUUAACUGACCAUUUGUUCUAGGCUUAGGGGGUUAAUUGAGGUUGAUGAAGUAUAUUUUGCAUAUAUUACCUAAAGCCAGGAGGGUUACGUUGGAUUAAACAGCAGUCAUAUUGAGAAAUACAAAACUGCACUUGUGUUUACAGCAGCUGGUCUUCACUAGGUAAAUUGCCUAAACAUGUUUAGGUCUGGUUCAUACUCUUCACAAUCCUAUUUGCAUCUAAAAUAAAAAAAAUGCAUGCUGAAGGAAUAAGCAGAAACCUUUCCUUCCAGUUUGUAAAUAACAUGUGAAAUAGCCACUCUAAAUAUGAGACCCACACUUGUAUGAACCCAGCUUAUUGCUCAGUAGUGGUAUGAACCAGGACUUUGGUUUCUGUGGCGAUUAUGACUGAAGUGCUUGGAUCGCUAGGGUGAAUGGUGACCCUCAACAGUAAUUCUCCUAAAGCAAAAUGUUCACCUCUUCUCUGUGAAACCAAUGAAGUUGGGGAAGGUGUGGCACUCCACAUGCAUCAAAAGGGGAGUAGGGAGCAUUCUGGUGUAGCACUCCCAGGAUGAUACAUGUUUCUGGUUACUGACUCCUUUAUUCUCACUUGUUUCCUUUAACUGGACAAACUUACUUUAUAAGUAUGUAAGAAUUAUUUGAGUUAAGAGUAUUUUGUUUAUAAAACACCCACACCCACUAACUGCUGUAUUUGUAACUUUUCAAAAGAUGUAGAGCUUGACAGUAGCUCUAAGUAUAACUUAUUUUUUUUGUAUUGUGUGUGUAUAUAUAAAUAUUAAAGUGCACUGUUUCAUGACAGAUGUAUAAAAUGUGCUAGAAUAACUGCACUGAACAUACGUAUAUGGGAACAAGAACUGUGAUUUGUAGUCCACUUGGAAUCAGUCACAAAUGAAUUAUGUUAUAGCUUAUUUCUAAAUAUAACACAACUGUGCAAAA